Messenger RNA from Lucilia sericata (common green bottle fly), 1690 nucleotides. Its product is annotated as pupal cuticle protein 36-like. The transcript has a single exon. The coding region runs from base 270 to 1520 and encodes 416 amino acids. The record is from RefSeq and is a predicted model, not a curated record. NCBI's taxonomy places the organism in Eukaryota, Metazoa, Arthropoda, Insecta, Diptera, Calliphoridae.
ACUCCGGAAUAGAUUUAUAAUAAAAAUUUAAAUCAAUCCAUUAAAUGUUGAUUUGUAGCAUUUUUCGCAAAAAAACUAUGCAAAAUAGUUUAUUUUAUAAACAAUUAAAAUAAAAAAAAUAAAAGUAAACAUUUGAAAUAUGAAUAGAAAUGAUACUGUGAAAUUUUUAAUUUCUUUGCGGGUUUUGUAUAAAAGACACUUCAAAUUCUAAGCUAAAUCAUUCUAAUUACUUAACUCAUCAGAGAACAGUAAGAUUCUAAAAAGAAAACAUGAGAGCUUUCAUUGUACUCUGCCUUGUGGCUGUUGCCUGUGCCGAUAAAUUGGGUUACAACUACCAACCUGUGGGACAUUCCAGUUCUGGAUUAUCCUUUACUCCAGGUAGCUCCGGCUUUGGCGGUUCCAGCAGCGGUUUCGGAGUUGGUGGUUCCUCUGGUGGUCAUGGUGGUUCUAGCAGCGGUUUCGGAGUUGGUGGUUCUUCUGGUGGUUUCGGCGGUUCCAGCAGCGGCUUUGGCGUUAGCGGUUCCUCUGGCGGUCAUGGUGGUUCUAGCAGCGGUUUCGGUGUUGGUGGUUCCACUGGUGGUUUCGGCGGUUCCAGCAGCGGUUUUGGCGUUGGUGGUUCUACUGGUGGUUUCGGCGGCUCCAGCAGCGGUUUUGGAGUUGGUGGUUCCUCUGGCAGUUUCGGUAGUUCUGGUUCUGUUGGUGGUUCCCACGGUGGUGCUUCUUAUGCUCCCCAAGUUGAACUCGAAAAGGAAUUCUACACCUUUACUGCCAACGAAGAAGAUUUCACUGAACCCGCUGUUGAACAACAAGUCGCUAGCUCUGCUAAGAAAAACCUUCGUGUUAUUUUCAUUAAGGGCCCUGAAAACCAUGGCUUGGAAAAUGCUGCUGUUGCUUUGGCUAAACAUGCUGCCGAACAAAGAACUGCCAUCUAUGUCCUCCAAAAACAAGCUGACCUCAGCAGUUUGUCCAACAAAUUGACCACCAUCAACAACAACGUCAACAACAAACCCGAAGUACACUUUGUCAAAUACCGUACCCAGGAAGAUGCUAUCAACGCCCAAAAGGCUAUCCAAGGCCAAUACGAUUCUUUGGGUGGUAGCACUCAAAACUUCAAUGGUGGUGUAGCUCCUGUUUUGAACUUUGCUUCUAAGGCUCCCGUUGCUGCCCAUGGCUCUCACGGUUCCUUCGGAUCAUCCGGCUCUCUUGGAUCUUCUGGCUCUGUUGGUUCCUUCGGAUCUUCUGGUUCUCAUGGAUCUUCCGGCUCCCUUGGUUCAUUCGGAUCUUCCGGUUCUCUUGGAUCUUCUGGCUCUGGUGGUUCCUUCGGAUCUUCCGGUUCUCUUGGAUCUUCUGGCUCUGCUGGUUCUUUCGGUUCUUCUGGCUCCGUUGGUUCUUUCGGUUCAUCCGGCUCCCUUGGAUCUUCUGGCUCUGUCGGUUCCGUUGGUUCAUUUGACUCAUCUGUAGUCUCAGGUCCCAGCACUAGUUAUCUUCCUUCUUUCAUUGCCGGUCGUCAUCGCAAGUAAGUGAAUGAAGAAAGUAAAGCUGUUACAGACUGAAUAAGGUUUUUAUUGUUGUUUUAUAUUAAGCGAUUAUUAUGUAUUUACCAUUAAUACAUUUCUUAUUCUUUUUAUUAUCAAUUAUAAUCGCAAAAAAGAGGCGAUAAUAAAAAGAGUAUUUAAUUAAACGAAUAUAA